This is a messenger RNA of Physella acuta, 2101 nucleotides long. RefSeq lists its product as uncharacterized. NCBI's taxonomy places the organism in Eukaryota, Metazoa, Mollusca, Gastropoda, Physidae. The record is from RefSeq and is a predicted model, not a curated record. Gene Ontology annotation, molecular function: GTP binding.
GACCACAUCACAAGGCCAGUCAGAUAUUGACCCACUUAACAUUGUACUCAUUGGAAUGACCGGAGAAGGGAAGAGCUCAACGGGCGAUACUAUUCUGGGAUAUCAAAAGUUGAGGCCUGUUUCUGCCGAGAAGUCUGGCACUAAAGAGAUACACGUUGAGAGUAAACAGUGGGACCAUGGGUCAAUAAAUAUCGUGGACACGCCCGGUAUUAAAGACACUGAUGCUCAAAGCAUCACAAUGUCUAAUUUAAACGGAGCUAUGAGAAUUUGUAAAGAGGGUGUUAAUGCAUUUGUCAUUGUCAUCAAAUUUAAAGAAAAAUGGACAGCUAAGAAACGAAAGACGAUUUCAACUAUUAGAGAAUGUUUUGGGAAACAUCUGAUUCAAAACUGUAUCAUCGUAAUGACACAUGGGGUCCAUUUUGAGUUGCAGGAAGAAAGUUUAUCUUUUGAUAAGUGGUGCAAACAGCAAACGGACCCGGUAGAAUUAGUUCAGUUGUUCAAAGCUUGCCAUUAUAGAACGGUUCUGUUUUAUAAUAAAAUUCUUAGAGCAGAUGAGUACAUUAGAAAACAGAAAGAAAGUAUCCAUCAGCUUUUACAAAUGGUUUUACAUCUCCCGGGGAGAUAUAUACAAAGAAGUCUCGGCAUAUCUGUUAACGAUCUACGUGUAGAAAGAACACCAGAACGAGAUGGCGAAAGAAAAUUGCCCGCUAGUAAAAUCAUGGCCAGUUCGUUCCACAGAAGAGAUUCUCAAAAUAGUCAAAAACUGUUUCAAAAGCAAGAUAACAAUUUUGAGGUUUCCAAUAGUUUCGACGCUCUACGUCGUCGAUCACUGCACAGUCCGCCGGUAGAAAAUAAGAAUGCUCAUCUUACGUCACCUGGUAAAGAACCAACGGAAAAUCUUGCCAAAGAGAAAUUACAGAGAAGGACUUCUGUAACGCAGGUACAAUGUAGAAGGCCGUCUUUCGAUAAAAAGUUAAACUUCCUUUUAGUUGGCAAAAAAGCUGUUGGAAAAAGCAGCACGGGAAACUCAAUCCUGGCUCGGAAAGUUUUUACCCCUUCGAAUACAUUCACUGUAUCAAACGGGCAACAAUGUGACGUCAGCAUACAAAUUAUAGACACGCCUGGACUAAUGGAUACGGACGAGUCACAAAAUGUGAAAACUAUAACCCAAGUCUUACCUAAUGUAAUGGGAGAAUGUCCUGAAGGGUUUCAUGCCUUUAUUUUAGUACUGAAAUACGGCGAAGGUUUUACUGAAGAUCAAGCAAAAACAUUGAAUAUUUUGAGAUGUAUCUUUGGGAAAAAUAUCAUAAAAGAUCAUUGCAUCGUUAUCCUGACGAACGGAGAAAGUUUUGACUUGGAACAAACUGAAGCGGAUCAGCCGCACUCGUUUCGAUCUUGGCGCAGUCAACAGAAAGAUGAUUUAGGGAGGCUUUUUAAGGAAUGUCAAGAUCGUGCUGUGCUGUUUCACAACUUGGGAAAAUCUCCAGAAAUGGAGAAGAAAAGAGAUGAAUCCGUUAGAAAACUGAUGCACAUUGCCUUUGAAUUGGAAAAAAGCAACGGACGCUACACUAACGAACAAUUUAAACUAUCAGCGGAGGAGAGGGACAAGCUAACUAAAACCUAUAGAGAGAUUCAGAGAAAACCGGUUCAGACUCCGAACAGAAUAGUUAGAGUACAAGAUAAUAGACCGUCUCCAGUGAUGAAAAGGCAGGCUACGACAUACCCUGAUCGAAUGACAAAAGAAACGAGAUACAGUGGCGCAACCAACGUAACAACAGAUACAAAUCCAGGAACUGGAACACAGUUGAAAUGUAGACAGUGCAGCAGGCAGUUCCAUGAUCGUCGUACAUUGGAUUUACACCUUAGGACGAUUCACAAGAGGAAGUCAUUGUGCACAUUUUGUAAAACGUUUUUUGAAAACAGGGUGGAUUACUUCAACCAUAUGAAGUCGUAUCAUCCACUGUAAUUUCUAUAUUUCGGUUUUUGUAUUAUGUAAAAGUAGAGAAAUGUAGUGUAGACUGCCAUACGAAUUUACAAUCAUACCUGUUACGUUCUGGUUAUUUUCAGAUAAACAACAACGCUUCGUGACUACGUUCACUAC